Messenger RNA from Vitrella brassicaformis, 4340 nucleotides. Lineage: Eukaryota; Vitrellaceae. The record is from the annotation of a GenBank genome assembly.
UGCAAACACAUCGCAAGUACUGAAGUAGCUGAAGGGCGACCCAGCUACGCGACGCCACGCUACGCUAGGCUAGGCUGCUGUGGCAUUCAGUGGACUGACUGUUUUCAUGUGUGUGGACGGACGCCUGCUUGCAAGCAGGCACCUUUGAGGAAUAAUUCGCUCAAGCAAAAGUGUGUGUUGUCCCUCACGGCCAUCCAUCUACCAUCUGUCAAGUCAGCCCUCCCCCUCCCGCCCCUCACUCUCACUAGGACCCACAUAGCCGUUGACCACACCAUCGCCACCAACACUACCACCACCACCACCACCAGCAGCGGGCGAUUCUGGCGGACCGCUCUGACGAUAGAGGGCCUCUCUCGCCUCCUGACAUCACACACACCACACACACAGAGAUACCGAGGCGGGGGAGGGUGAACGAAUGGUGACUGUGUGUCUGUGUGUGUUGGUUGGCUUAUCGAUACGGACGUCUCUCAUUCUCUGCAGGUAGGGCUGCCCCUGGUAGGUGAAGGGUACGCCAUGCCUCUCCUCGAACUCCGUCAGCUCCCCCAUCAGCACGUCGUCCAGCUCAGACAGUUGCCCGAUGGUCUGCUCGAUGUCCGCACCGUUGGUGGUGGCGGUGGCGGCGGCUGGUUCGUGAGGGUGGUCUGGGGGUGCGGCGACGAGUGUCUGGAGCCGCUGCUGCAGCUGCUGCCGCUGCUGCCGCUGGGUGAUGCGGCGGAAGAGCGGUAGCCGGUUGGACAGCUGCCGACACUCCGACUCAUAGACCUGCACACUCGCAUGGCCAAAGGCGUGUGUGCGUGUGUGUGUGUGUGUGUGAGGAGAGGGGUGUGUGUGGGUGUGUGUGUGUGUGUCUCACGUUUUGGAGCUGAGGUGUGUAGGGCAUGACGCGCUCGCAACGCAGCACGAAGUCCAAUAUCUCGUCGCCUGCAGUGCAGUGCAGUGCGCAGUGCAGUGCACACAAUCCAUCCAUCCGUCCAUCCAUCCACAGCUGGCUGAUGAAGCAUCCAUCCAUCCAUCCAUCUCCCACUCACGCGAGUGUGCACGCUUACGUGGCACGUCGAGUGUCUCCCAGAGGCUCUGCAGCGUGGCCCUGAGCUCCGGCCAUGUCGCUGACAUGCUCCCACCCCCCACAGCAGCCCCACCUCUCGCCUCAUGGGCAGACCUGCUCUCGGUCAUCAGCUGCCGCCACCAUGAGAGAAGAAAAGGUCUGGGUGGGGUGUGUGUGAGUGUGUGUGUGUGUGUGUGGUGGCUACCUCUCGUUCGUCGUGCUGCCGCUGUUGGUGUAUGUGUUGAGAGAGCCUCUCGACCUUGGCCGCACAGGCGUCCUCCAUCUCACCCACGGCCUCAUCAUAGCUGCCAGAUACACAGCCACCACAGACAUACUUUCUUCCAUGGCAUGGACCACACACAUACAGACAGACACAGGGAUGACGCCCCUCUCUGUGUGUCAGCAGGGCAGGGGGCGGGGGCGGGGGGGAUGUGGUGUGCUCACUGUUGCUGCGCUGCUUGCUGGUAGUCGAUUCGCCACUUGGCGAGUGCCAUCUUGAGUUUGCGGAUCUUGGCGAGGAGUGCGUCCUUCUCCUCGCCCCACAGCCGCUGCACUCGCUGCAGCUCGCUCUCAUAUGAGCGACACUGACACCACACACACAACCGUAUACGCGCCUCUCUCUCUCUCUCUCUCUGUGUGUGUGUGUGUGUGUGGAUGGGUGCGUGAGUGUCGGUCGGGUACCUACCUACCUGUGCGUCAUGGUGGUGUUUGAUCUUGUGGAGUUCCUGCUCGUAUCUGAGCCUGGUACCCUGCUCGAACGACUGCAGUGCGGUUAGCUGCUGCUGCGACAGCUGCUGCAGCUCCGUGACCCAACGGCGGUCCGUCUGCUCCGAGAUGGCUGACGCCUCGUCGAACUCUUGCUGCACUUACACACACACACACACAUCCAUGGGGUGGGAGGGGAAAGGGGGGAUGGGUUACCUUGAGUUGCUGCAGCUGGUUGGUGUAGUGUUCCUCGAGCUGUGAGUCGAUGCGCGUCGUGGCUUCGGUCUGCAGCCGGUCCCAGUCCUGCCGCAGACCCUCCAGCUCCUUCUCAUACCUGCACACACGCGCAUCGUGGAAGGAAGGAUGCGCCAGUAGUCUGUAGCCAGCCUGCCCGACGCCUAGCUACUUGAAGCAGGUCUUCUGCUCCAGCUCGUAGAGGCUCUCAACAUGCGCCUCCGCGCGACGACGCUCCGAGGCAGCCUACCACCCCACCCCACAGUGACCACACCAUUAGCUAACACAUACACACACAGCCAUGGACACACACCCAGACGGACCUUCUCGUCGAGAGUCUUGAUCAGCUGCCCGAGCCUGUCGUUGGCGGCCCUGUCCUGCUCCUCCCUCAUGGCCUCGAUGUGCGCCGCACACCGCCGCUGCAGCUCCUGCUCGAAGUGCACCCGCUCGUAGUGCACGCGACGCACCUCCUCGCCCACUAAGGUUGCCUGCACCACCCAAGGGACCAGACCCAUGGCACGUGUGUUGGGAGGGGAGGGUGUUGGAGGGAUGCGGCGCCGGCUGGUGUGUGUGUUUGGUUGCCUGUUGUUGCGUUUGCUGCUCCAUGUGUUUGAUGAGUCUCUGUUUCUCCUCCUCGUGUGCCGCCUGAGUGGCGUCGAGCAGCUGACGGUACUUGGACAAGACCGACUGCUCCACGGACAGAUAAUGCUGCACACAGAUAGAUAGACACAGACAGACAGACAGACCGACAGGCGGACAGGGAAACGCGCGAAGGGGUUGUGGGGCUGUGUGGUCCUGAGUCAGUCGUGUGUGUCAUGUGUUGUAUAUGUGUGCGUGUACCUUACCUGGUCGAUUUGCUGGAGCUUGUGCAUGGCCAGCGUCUGCUCCUUCUCCCAAAGGGCCAGCUGCUCACGGUGGUGGGACGCAAGCAGCGCAUCCACCUGAACACACAUCUAUUCUACUCGACACACCCGUAUGGUAUGUGCAGGUAGGUCAGAUGGCUGACCUUUUCGGUGUAGGUCUGCACAGACCUGGCGAGGUCAGUGCUGUAGAGGCCCUCAGAGCGGCCCCACGUGUCGGCCAGCUUGGACAGGGCAUCCUCCUGAGCGAUGGAUAGAUAAACAGGAUGCACCGGUGCGAAGCCAAGGAGCGGUACACACCUCCUGCUGCCUCCACUUCUGCUGGUGGGUGACCAUGCGCUCGUCGAAGUCAGCCUCAAUCCUCCACACACACACACACGCACACACAUACACACGCCCACAUGGACUCAUCAAGACAAAUGGACUCGGCAUCCAUGCCAUGUGUGCGUCGGUCUUCUCACUGUUUGGCCUUCUCCCGUGCGUUGUGUUCGAGGGCCUCACUGAGCUGCAGAAACUCUUUCUUCAGCUCAGUCUGUAGCUGCACGCCACCCACCCCACCCCACGCCAUCACACCCACCCACACACACACACAGAGAGAGAGAGAGAUGGGUGCCCACACCACAGACGGGAGGGUGGCUGCAUCACGCACAGCACAGCUACACACAUACAUACCCGCUGGUCUUUCUCCUGCAGUAUCUUGGUUCGCUCCCGCUGCCACCUCUGCUUGAAGUCGACCUCCAGCCGAUGGCGCGUGGAGCCUACACUCGCCUGCAGUGCAGUCCCAAUGCACAGGGAGGGAUGCUUCCUUCCGGGCAGAUGUACUUGCCUUGCGCUCGUCCACCCACCCAGCCACCGACCUGUUGCUGCUGCACUUUGCCCUGGAGCUGCGACAGCUGACGGGACUCAUCCAGCAACGCACUCUGAACAACGCACCAACAGAACAAACCAAUGCACACGCGCAUCGCACCCCACCUCCCUCUCUUCGCACCUUGAUGCCCUCCAGAGUGCCGCCCGCCUCCAUCUCCCCCUCCCCCUCCCCACCCACAAUUGGCCCAUCCUCUGCCAUAGGUGGUGGUGAUGGCUGGAUGCGUGUGCCACGGUGAGGUGAUGGCGCCUUGGCCUUCGCAGCAGAUGCAGCAGGCGGACUGAAACAAGGAACGAGGGAACACACAUGAGCGCAUGGAUUUCUUCUGGCUUCCUUUGGUUCUGCUUACGGCGGCGGAAAGUCUACAGGGGCUCCCUCGCCCGUCAGCACAAAGGGCUCGCGCUCAGCACCGGCCAUCUCACCCAGAUCUGCCCUUCCCUUGUCCAUCUGCUGCUGGCGCUGCCACGGGCCUCCCCUUUCGUCUACUGGCACUUCCGCUUGGCUGUCCGUAUGCGAGCGGGGCAGGGACUCAUCGCUGCGGUGGGGAGAUGCAGCCGCAGAUCUCUCCGUCUGGGCGCCCCUUCCAUCAUCUGAGGACCACAUCCGCCGCCGGACUAAAGGCGAUAGAGGG